GAUAUUAAGGUUAGAAGGAAUCAAACCCAAGAAGACAGAGCUUUGACAAAAAAGGAAAAAGCAGAGACUCGUUUACAGGACUCAUUGCAAUGCAAUAUCUCUGCCCGUAUCCUGGUAAUUAUGUUCUGUACUCUCAGGUCAGGACUCUUAUUUCCUGUGCUGUGUUUGUUUCUGUAAAACGAAAAAGAAGAAAAGGAAACAAGAAAACUCUCUUUUUCGUUGGAGUUGAGUGUAUUCUACAAUCUACAUCAAAUUGCUCUUGAGACCAGAGAAUCUGUAUAAGCUCUCUCCUUAAAAAUGGAAGCCAAGGUGCCCAAAUUCUUCAAGGUGUUGCCUCCUGGUUUUGAAGCCAAACUGAGGCUUCCACCGAUUAUAUCAAGGAAGCUGGGCGAAAAGGAGGAACAAAAAGUUUUGUUGAUAACAGGAAAGGGAACCUCUCUGGUAACAAUCCAGAAGCUAGAAGAUGGGAGGCUAUGGUUCACCAACGGGUGGCAUGCUUUUGUCCUUAAACACGGUCUGGUUAUGGGAGACUAUCUCACUUUUAAACACAUGGGUAGUUCCAAUUUCAAAGUCACAGUUUAUACUGAGACCUGCUGUGAGAAGGUUUUCACUGAUGCGCCUGAGGCAGAAGUUAAGGGUGAAACACGAGAGGAAAAUGCCGGCCCAUUGGUGAAGCCUGAAGCUGAAGAAGUGCCUCCCCCGCCUCUUCCUCCUCCUCUUCCUCCUCCUCCUCCUACCCAACACCAUUUUGAUAUGAAUGAUGGUUCAAAUUCUAGGGUGGGACUCAAUGGAAGAAGGAUACCGGGAAAGCCCUACUUUUCCAAAAGCCAAAGGAAGGCUUUUCCUUCCCCGGCCAAUGCCCAAGAGCCUAGCAACAUUGCUUCUGUGAAAUUUGAAGAGGACAAUGAUAAAAUAACUCCUUUCCAAGUAAAAACACCUGUGAACAUGUUUGCAGCUAAGAAGAAGAAAAGGAAGAGGCAUCAUCAAUUUCGAGGACAAGGAGAGGUGCUUAAACUAACGAUGAAGGAAUACAAUCUCCGCUCUCGGUCUCCCUACUUGCACUUGCCUGUAGAUUAUUGUGUUGCAGCUGGGCUGGCCAUGAACUCAAGGUUGACUCUUAGAGGUCCUUAUGGUGAUCAAGGUGUGUCCCUAAGAGUCUGCACUGGUGGCAACACAAAAUACUCGGUGAUUACGAGAGGGUGGCCAGAAUUCAUUGCCACAAACAAUCUGAAAGUUGGGGAUGUUUGCAUUUUCAAACGCCUUGACAUAGGAACAUCUGAUGCCAUUGUAUUAGAUGUUGAAUUUGGCAAUCAGGGAUGAUAAACUGGAGCAAGCACUUAUCUCUCUUACCUUGUAAAACAACUUCCCUAUUUGGAGUUAUUAUGUGUAAACUAGCUACCUACUGUUGACAUUGGAGAGCCAAAAAUGCAAAACAUUGUCUACCGUUAAUACACGAUUGGUCAUUGGUCUAGCAUUUUGGUUCUCUAGUGCCAAAAUACCUAUUAGUCAUCUUUCCACAAAUUGAUCUUAUUAUUUCAAUCCAAAUUUAGUAUUAGGUUCAACCUUGCAUCCACACAGGCAUUUUUUUCUGAUCUUAGAAUUAGUAAAUUUGUAGGUGACUUGUAACAAUGCUUAGAGUGGCC
Molecule: messenger RNA, 1643 nt
Organism: Cuscuta epithymum
Lineage: Eukaryota; Viridiplantae; Streptophyta; Magnoliopsida; Solanales; Convolvulaceae
Source: the annotation of a GenBank genome assembly